AUGGGGCUGUUUGUUCUCACCUUGCCAAAAAAGGCACUUGGCCGUGGCGAAAAAAGGGGCAAUGGAUUUCUGGCCGCGCGUGGGUUGCGGGAUCCCAGCCACAAGCGGCCGCAAGCGAUGGACACUGUCUUGGUCGCCCUGGCGUUGCCGGGCUGGGCCAAUCGUCUCCGAAAAGCCGCGAGGUCUGAGCCCUUCAGGCAGAUCCUGCACAAUCAUCAGGACGUCCAGUACUUUGCCGAUUUCAAGAUCGGUGGUCAGGGUAUUGCAGCAAUCUUUGACACUGGCUCCUUCGAGAUCGUGGUUCGUAGCUCCAGAUGUAAGCACUGCGUGCACCCCACCACGCCCUACGACCAUGAGCUCAGCAAGACCUACCAGGAGAACGGCACCAUGACGCAGCACGUCUACGGCAGCGGGCCCUGCACCACCAUGCUGGGCUUCGACACUGUGGAGGUUGGCCCACACCUUGUAGCCGCUCAUCAGCCCAUUUGGGAGAUUGUGGAGCAUGAGAUUCCCAUCUUGGACACCGCCAAGUUCGCCGCCAUUGUGGGCAUUGGCCCCAAGUUCGGCUACAACUCCGUGCAGAAGACCUUGCUGAUGAACUACCACGUGGACGAGUUCUCCAUUUGCCUCAACAAGGAGUCGGGACGCCAUGGUUAUCUCACCUGGGGGGCCAAUCGUGUUGCCUGGGAUGCCGGGUCCGUGGCCACGGCCCGGGUCUUUGGGAAACACCACUGGGCCACCAAUCUGACACACAUCUCGGUGUCCAAGGCCAAUGCGAGCUCCGUCUGCCGCAGCGGCUGCGCGGCCAUCGUGGACAGCGGCACCUCGCUGAUCGCGGCGCCGGCAUCGGCGCUGAUGGAACUGGGACAUAUCAUCGGACAGAUCGAGGAGGACUGCUCCAACCUCCACCAGCUGCCGAAUUUAAAGUUCAACUUGGAUGGGCAGGAGCUUGAACUGCCUCCCCAGGCCUAUGUCAUGAGGGUGGUGGGUGCCAGCGUCGAAGCCGAUAGCAUUUGGGACCUGCUGUUCUUCAAGCCCAAGAUCCGUAAGGUGGAUUCCUGCAUGCCUGCCUUCAUGGAGAUGGACAUGCAAACGCAGCUGGGGGACGUGUGGAUUUUGGGCAUGCCCUUCUUUCGUUAUUACCACACCACCUUCAAUCGCGAGAGGCAGGUCAUGCAGUUCGCCAAAGCGGGUGAUGAUUGUGAACCCAAGUCCCUGAAGGCGCGUGAAGAUGGUGAGAACCUGGUGGGUUUCGCCUCCAGCGGCGCCACGGACGCGGCAUAUCGUCCGAUGGAGAUCGAUCUGAAGCAGGUCUUGCCCCCGCGCUUCGCGCUGCAGUACAGCACCGUGGAUGACGUUGAAGAAGUCUCCAGUCGUCUCCAAGCGAGAGAAAAUGCACCGACCGAAGGGCGCCACGAAGAAGAUAUCCAGCUCUUGGUUUGUGAAAUGUGGAUAAUUAACAUCCUGGCGCCGAUGGCAGCUUUGGCACGUCGCUGUUUCGCAAAUCGCUGCGAUGACCGGGCGCUGCUGGCUGACGUUGUGGAUGGGGCACUCACGCCAGGUGCUUGUGCUGAACUGCAGCAGUGGGAAAAGCAAAUCAUGGAGUUGAUCAGCAGCAACUUCCCCAGAGCCUGCAACAACGAGAGUGUCUACACAGGCGGCCCCGGCGUGGCUUACGCCCUGCUCCGUGUGGCGCAGCUCAGCGGCGAUUCCGCGGCGCUGGAUGCGGCGCAACGCUUCCUGGAGCCCUGGACGGGACGCGUGGCGCAACAGGCGAAGAAACAUCCAGACCUUGGCUGUUCGUUGCUCUGCGGCCAAGCGGGUUUUCUACUCACUGCGGCGCAGUUGGCACGCGCCCGAAACGCCAACCCCAAGCCGGCGAUGCAGGAGUACGUCGCUUUGGCACAGAUCGCGGUGCAACCGCGCCUGGAUUCGGACGAAUGGCUGUACGGUCGUGCGGGCUACUUGCACGGCUGCCUCGUCUUACAGGCCAUGGAGGACAGUGCGGAGCUUCGACGUUGCAUCCAGGAGAUCGCUGAAGUGAUGCUCCAGCGUGGGGUGAGCUAUGCAAGGCAGCUGCGCAGCAGCAAACCUCCCCCGGUGAUGUGGGAAUGGUACCGUGACCGCUAUAUGGGCGCAGCGCAUGGUGUCAUGGGCAUCAUCUUCAUGUUGCUGCAUGUGCCCAGCAUGAGGGAGGGACAGAACCUGGAGACUCUGCGGAAGGCGCUGCACUGGCUGGGAAGCAUGAGGGAAUCCACUGGCAACUGGCCAGUGGUGUUUGGUGAGGGCGGCGGCGAUUGCAUUCACUUCUGCCAUGGUGCGACAGGCGCGGUGCUGCUGUUCUGCAAGGCAUACGAGCUUUUGAAAGAAGAUCAGUGGCUGGCGAUGGCUAAGGAUGCAGGAGAAGUCGUCUGGAAGUAUGGCCUACUGAAGAAAGGCCCUGGCAUUUGCCACGGCAUCGCGGGAAACGGCUACAGCUUCCUGACCUUGUACCGGGUGACGGAGGACGUCAGGUGGCUGGGGCGCGCGCAUCACUUUGCUCGGCAGAUGUUUUCAGAGGAGGUGCAGAAGCAGUCGCGCACUCCUGACAAUCCAUUUUCCCUUUUCGAAGGAUUGGCCGGCACCCUGUGCUUCCUGAUGGAUUUGCGCCUCAGACCAAAGGCCGCCGCCUUUCCACUCUUCGAGCUGGAGAUCAUCCCAUGAAAUCCGCUUGGAGAGCUGGUGGUAGAUCUAUCGAACUAUAUAGUUUAAUGCUUUUUAAGAACAACCAUUGCAGCAAAGAAAU
Molecule: messenger RNA, 2785 nt
Organism: Cladocopium goreaui
Lineage: Eukaryota; Dinophyceae; Suessiales; Symbiodiniaceae
Source: the annotation of a GenBank genome assembly